This is a messenger RNA of Brassica napus (rape), 1903 nucleotides long. RefSeq lists its product as uncharacterized. The record is from RefSeq and is a predicted model, not a curated record. Bases 122 to 1435 code for a protein of 437 amino acids. The transcript is spliced from 5 exons. NCBI's taxonomy places the organism in Eukaryota, Viridiplantae, Streptophyta, Magnoliopsida, Brassicales, Brassicaceae.
AAUAAAACUAACUUAUAAAUAGCGUUUCCCAUCACCAACGUCUGUUCACAAAUCGUGUCACCGAAUACCAAAAAGGAAACGCAACCGCGAUUUCUCUCUUCUCUCUCUGAUUCUCUCGUCCAUGGCGGACAUCGACAUCACCACCGGAAACGAGCCGCUGAUCAACCGCGAGAACAACAGAAACAAAGUCUUUAACCGAUGCGUCUCGCAUCAGCAAGACGAGCUACAGAGCUUCCGUAAAUACUUGAGAUGGAUGUGCGUGGACCACUCGAGUCUAUGGACUGCUAUCCUCUCGUGGACCAUGUUCGUCGUCUUCACGCUCGUGGUUCCAGCGAUCUCUCACUUCCUCCUCGCUUGCGCUGACUGCGACAGUUAUCAUUCAAGACCGUAUGACUCCGUCGUACAGCUGUCUCUAAGCAGCGUCGCCGCCGUCUCUUUUCUCUGCCUCACUAGAUUCGUUAGCAAGUACGGUCUCCGACGGUUCCUCUUCUUCGAUAAGUUAUGGGACGAGAGCGAAACCGUACGCAGAAACUACACCAAUCAACUCAAUACGUCGCUUCAUAUUGUCUCCUACUUCGUGAUCCCUUGUUUCUUAGCAAUGAGUGCUUACAAAAUAUGGUGGUACGCUUCAGGUGGAUCUCAAAUACCGUUUUUAGGAAACGUUAUCUUAAGCGAUACAGUCGCUUGUGUUAUGGAGCUUUGUUCUUGGCUUUACCGAACAACCGUAAUCUUCCUUGUCUGUGUUCUCUUCCGUCUCAUUUGCCAUCUUCAGAUCCUUCGCCUACAGGACUUUGCUAAGCUCUUUCAGAUUGAUUCAGAUGUUGGUUCUAUCUUGUCUGAACAUCUUCGUAUCAGACGUCAUCUCAGAAUCAUCAGCCAUAGAUAUCGUUCUUUCAUUCUAUGCUUGUUGGUUCUUGUCACUGGAAGUCAGUUUUCUUCUCUGCUUAUUACUACCAAAGCUUACACUGAAGUUAAUAUGUACAGAGCUGGAGAACUCGCUCUUUGUUCAAUGACAUUGGUCACUGCAUUGCUCAUACUAUUACGAAGUGCGUCAAAGAUCACACACAAGGCUCAAGCCGUGACAUGCUUAGCUGCAAAAUGGCAUGUAUGCGCAACGUUAGAAUCUUUUGAGAUAGCAGAUGGAGAGACUCCAACUUUGGUUGCUAGAAACAGCAAUAACAAUAAAGGCAAUGAUGUUAUCACGUUAGCAGAAUCAGAUAGUGAUGAUUAUGGUGACGAAGAAGAUGAUCUAGACAACAAUAACAUCAUUCCUGCUUAUGCUUUCAGUACCAUCUCAUUCCAGAAACGACAAGCUCUAGUGAGUUACUUCGAGAAUAACAGAGCAGGAAUCACAGUUUAUGGAUUUACACUUGAUAGAGAUGCUGUAGGAAUUUAUAAGAGUACAGUCAAGGAGUUGUCUAACAAGAGUGAGUGACAUAGAAAAACAACAACUGAAUCAUUCACUAAUUAAGCUCAGAGAGAUUAAACAGAGGACAAAGCUCCAGUAAUCAUCACUUACUAUAAAAUAUACUUGAUCCAUCAACAUCUUUGCUCGGAUCUUCUUUGUUCUCUACUUCCGGACGAUUACGAGUCUCUGAGUGAGACACCGGUUCUGAAGGAUCAUCACACUCAGCAUCCUUCCCUACAAGACCUUGUGAUCAUUGUUAGUAUCAACUGCUUGAUGCAUAGAAGCAUAUUCAGCUUCAACCGUUUGACUUAUAGUCGCUGCAUUUUCAGCUUCAAACGUUUGACUUACAGUUGCUGCAUCUUCAGCUUCAACUGUUUGACUUGUAUCUGCUGCAUCUUAAGUUUGACUUAUAGCUACUGCACCUUCAGCCGAACUUCUAUUCGCAUUGGCAAAGAAGAAGGAAUUGUUCCCCCUGGAGGCGAUAUUCGCCAACAC